Meloidogyne enterolobii is the source of this 207-nucleotide messenger RNA. NCBI's taxonomy places the organism in Eukaryota, Metazoa, Nematoda, Chromadorea, Rhabditida, Meloidogynidae. The record is from the annotation of a GenBank genome assembly.
AUGAGUGAUUUACUAGCUCCCUUACUUUUUACACUUCGAGAUGAACCUUUAGCUUAUUGGUGUUUUACUGAAUUAAUGAAACAAACACUUUUUUGUCAAUCAGAGCAGCGAAAAUCUGUUAUGGAAAUUCAACUUGAUUAUUUACGAGAGUUGAUUCGACUUUUUGUGCCUGAGGUGUUUUCUUUGCCUAAAUGGGGGAAAAUUUAG